ACAACCGCCCUCCACGUCCGAAGCGCGUCGCAGGAAUGCAUUUGUGUGGAAGAGAAAGUGGUACAGGAUGGAUACCAAUUUGAAGUUCAUGUCAACGAAGCCAUAGGGUGCGGUUCUCUUUCUGCAUGCGAGGACCACGGAUUAUUAAAAUCUUCCAGAAACUGCCCAAAGUAUAUUCGUCUCCAAGAGCUCGUGCCAUACCAAGGUUCACCAAGAAUGAUUAUGGCAAGCGCCAUCCUCCGGACGACGAAGAGCUUCUCGAUUCCAUCAUCUCCUACGUACAAUCCUGCAACAGAACCUUCUUUGGCACUACAUAUGCCAGACUGAAGAUGAUGCGAGCCGGUUUCCCUCUCACCUUGGUAUGAACAUCCGUGGUGGAAGUCCUGGGUUCAUUCACAUCCCCCCCUGUGGACAAACAUACCCUCGUUCUUCCCGAAACGGUAUCAUGACCUCUCGGGAACGUCGUGGCCACAGC
This is a messenger RNA of Guyanagaster necrorhizus, 475 nucleotides long. RefSeq lists its product as uncharacterized. NCBI's taxonomy places the organism in Eukaryota, Fungi, Basidiomycota, Agaricomycetes, Agaricales, Physalacriaceae. The coding region runs from base 126 to 365 and encodes 79 amino acids. The transcript has a single exon. The record is from RefSeq and is a predicted model, not a curated record.